GUGAAACAGAAAAUGGAUGACUCCUGUUCAUUCCUACUUUUACCUGUAACUUGGAAGAGGCAAAUAAUGUCAGUUAGAGUCAGAAUGGUGAAGCCAAGACUAGAGGCAGAAUCAGAAGUACUGUAGAAAACUUAGGAACAAGAAAUUUUACCUUUAGUACACACCAUUUUUUGAUUGUACAAAAUAGGUUUCUGAGUAAAAAUUGGAGUCUUAUUCAUUUAUCUUAUUUUGGAAAAUCUGAGUUGACAUAAUUUGGUUUAGGCUCUCUUUUCAGUAAAUAAUCCUUUCUAAGCAUCCUGAGAGAUGUAUAUAAUUAAAAUCACAUGAUUGUGUGUGUAUAAAUGUGCAAAACCUAUUAGGAUAUCUUUAGUCUGGAAAUAAACUAGAGAGUGUAAGAUACAGUCUUUUACUCUGUCUGUAAAAUCUCAUCUUUGUCAUCAUUCAGCUGUGCCUUCUUUGGGAGCCUGUUUUCCGUCUGACGCUGGGAUAUUCUGUUCUGGUUGCUUUUCUCAUGUGUUUUUCCUUUCUCUGUUCCUGCAAUUUCCUGUAAUUACAUCCUUAGCUGUCAUCCCUUUUCUUGGGCAUGUUAUACGUUAGCUCUCUUUGCUAACAGUUUCCAGGUUUAUUUCACUUAUAUGUUUAAAAAGAAACUGGCCACUGGAUUCUGAACUCAUAGCAUUUCUCCAUACCAAUUUGCUCUGCAGUUUUCCUAUUCUUUCAUCUUGCAGAUAUUCUUGCUGCUUAGCAUAGCAAAAAUGGCUUAUGUUAAUUAGCUCUUCUUACUAUCCCUUGCUCACAUCAUGUAUAACUGAAGUAUUUUACAUGUGACACAUUUGCAACAUCUCAAUUAGUCAUCCAUACAGAUAAGGAAUUUUCUUUCUUUGCUGUUACUUCUGUCCUGACCUUUUCUUUCAUAGUCUUCAUGGUAUUGUUGCUCGAUGUAUUCUCUUGGAAUUUUCCAGGCUGUGUUAUCUCAUUUGGUUUUAUGUAUGUCCUUUCUAUGGUGGUGGUUAAGCAUUUUGCCUAAAGUUAAAGUUCUUCCAGUUGAAAUUCUGUUAACUUGCACUUAUGCAUAAACUUGUAUUUCAUCUCCUACCUCCCUGUUCUUGCCAGAUUUGUGUUAUCAGGCAUUUUUUUUCCUUACUCUGCUUUUUCCUUGGAGCAGCCUUUCAUGUCACACCUGCUAAACUCCUUAUUCCAACUCACUUUUGCCAUAAAGAUCUAUAAAGCCAUUCAGCAUGUGUCCGCAGGAUAUAAGUCUAUACUUCAGUCUCCUGAACUCUGCAUUCAAACAAUCCUUACUCUAUCUAAAGUUCAAUUUUCUUUGAGACAUAUUAGAUUUUAGCUGUCAAAGCUGUCUGAGGUCUGCCAUUCAUUUUUGCAGAAAGGUUAGAAUUAUAAUCUAUUAGAAAGUUUUGCUUGUUUUUCAAAAUACUUAUUUGACUUUGUCAGUAAAGAUUUUAGCACCUUAUGUAUUUGCAAUACAGAAGUAUUCCUUGUAAUAUCUUUACUGUGCCUCUUAGAAUGGUGAACCUGAGAAAGAAAUAGGCCUUUAACAAGCCUGUCAGCUAUGCUUUUGCCUUUGCUUGUGUAUGGAAAUUUACUGUAUGCUUUUAUUCUUGUUAAGGAAGGGAAUGGCAAGCUGAAGGGAGUAAUAUAAAGUGAUGUGAAAAUCUGAUUUAACGCUUGCCUGUUGUUCUGAAGGACAGCUCAGUGAAGGUAUAGGUUGUUUGCACAAGAGGGAUCCAUGAACAGUAUUUGUUAAAAAGUAGUGAGAAUCCUUGAAAAUUAAAUUAGAGGUGAUAUAUAUGGCUAUUGUUACUAAAAUCUGAGGGUUUCCAUUGCUUUGGGUUUAAAUUUCGUAAAUGUCCUCUUGGGCAAGAUUUCACAAAAACUCCAACCUACGGUCUUGUGGGAGGGAAACAGUCUAUUUAAUGAGGAUUUGGUACCUCCUUAUGGUAUUGCACCCUGCUGUAGAGUCUCUAGACCUCCGAGACUGUGAUAUUUCAGAUAGUGCAUUACUGCAGCUUCAUAACUGCAAGCGAUUGAAAAAAAUCAACUUAAACUCUUGCAGAGAAAACAGAUUCGGAAUCACUUCAGAAGGUGUCAUAGCACUGGCCUUAUCCUGUCCUUACUUGCGUGAAGCGUCUUUUAAAAGGUGCUGUGAUAUAACUGACAGUGGAGUUCUUGCUCUUGCACUCAACUGCCAGUUCCUACAAAUAGUGAACUUGGGCAGUUGUUCGGGCAUCAUGGAUGCAUCUCUGCAAGCACUAGGAGAAAACUGCAAAUUUCUUCACAGUGUGGAUUUCUCAUCUACUCAGGUAACAGAUGAUGGCGUUGUAGCACUAGUGAGUGGAACAUGUUCAAAGAAUUUAAAGGAGAUCCACAUGGAACGCUGUGUGAAUCUGACUGAUGUCGCUGUGGAAGCAGUCCUUACUUGUUGUCCGAAGAUACACAUUUUUCUGUUCCAUGGAUGCCCUUUGAUAACAGAUCGUUCCCGAGAAGUUUUAGAACAGCUGGUCAUAUCAAACAAAAUCAAACAAGUAACAUGGACUGUUUACUGAUUAUUUAUCAUGUACGUAUGAGUGUAAAGUUUACAGUUGGGAGAGCUCUUUCAGAAAACAAGCUCCUUGAAGAAAUAGCACCUUGGUGACUUUUGGACCACCAGAUUGCUUCCCUCCUUGUUCCCACCAGAGGUCUCCAUCGCCAUUCCAGUCCUUGCGUGUGAGUCUGGGCUUCCCCAUUGUCUGUACUUAAAGCCCUGUCUGUCUUUGCAUUGCUAAUCAUACUUCAGUAAGAGGAAAGUUAAACUAUAAUUAAUAUUACACUAUCAUCGCUCAGCCUCCUUCCAGUAUGAGAUUUGGCUACUACUUUGCAUCUUUUACCACCAUAGUUACAUAUACAAACCCAAUUUAAGUAAGUCUGUGUUCAGAGUUCAUAGUCUGAGAGAGUGGUUGCAACUAAAAGUACCAACGCGAACAUUAUUCAGGAGUGUCUGUAAGGUUGGGACUGUAAUCUAACAAAAGUCAACAGAUAGAACUGGUGACAGGAAGUGACAUUAACAGCAAGGCAAAUGUAUUUUUAGUAAGAAACAGUCUCCUUUCACCAUGUAUUUUGCUAGUUCUGGAAGCAAAACUGUAGCUACCUUUCUUUUGAUGUUACUGAUGCUGCAGGUUUCUGUUCUUAUUUAGCAUCUAAUGCUGGAUUUUUACACAUCAAAAACUACAGUGUGUGAACAUGUAAACAUAAACUUGCUUUGAAAUUGCUGAGGUGACUUAAUAAACUACAAAGUAGUAGCUAUGACUGAUUAAAAAAAUCUUGUAUAUGGGCACAUACUUAUGUGCUCUGGCUUUUGCCUAAGUUGACAAAAAUCCUUCUAGGGAACAAAAUAUUGGUCCUCAUAAGCAUCGCUGUGAGUGAAAUAGGACCAAAUUGAAUGUCUGAGUACAUGAAUCUCAGGCUGGUAGAGUUCAGCAGAGUACAUGUUCUGAUGUGUGCCGUUUAUUAUCUUUCCAGUAGCCCCAGAAGCUGAAAAUAACAACUACUUACAUAUUGUUCAACUGUAGUCAUAGUGAAGAAAAAAUAUUAGAAGUGUAAAAUGAGUUUAUGACAUGAUGAAGCAGUGGUCUCAUCACAAUAAGAAGUCAUGUUCAUUGGCUUUCUUGAAACAGCAUAACCUCUAGUGACACUUUUAUGAUUUUUUUUUUUACAUUAAACUUUUAAAAAUGUUAGCAAUUUUAGCAUUAUACAGGGCAGGUACCACACUAUGUUGAUAUUCUGCAUCUGGAAGUAGCAGGGUUUAGCUAGGGUGGUCUUACAUGGAUCUGAUGACACUUAGGAAGCCGUGAGUUUAGGCAACCAUAAGGAAUAUGUUUACAUUAUAAUUUAACACUUGUCAUAGCCACAGUUAUUUGAAGUGUUGCAGAAAUAAACCAGUCUUCUACUAACCUAUUUAAAAUUCAGGUCAAAUUGCAUGGAAAAUAAUAAUAUAUGUUGCAUCCGGUAAUAUUAAAGGAUAUUACGAUGUCUGACAAUAAUCUCUGUUCUUCUGUUGAUUAUAUGGUUUAUGGAAGAGCAAGUUCAUGUAGAAAAUUUGUUCAAGUGUAACUGAAAGCAUAAUUUUCAAACUCCAGUGCCUAAAUGCCUGGCUUCUGCUGCAUGCAGUGCCAUGGCUCAGCCUGGUGAUGAAUGUAUUCCUAUGAUACCUAUAGGUAUAGUGGCACUAGUACAAACCAUUCCUGCAAACAGGAGAAGUUGGUUUUGCUACAUUAGCAACUUGCGUCUGAAGGCUGUAACUGCAGUGAAUCCUUGGAUCAGAUUGAGGCUUAAGAACCUAAUCUACCACAUUUUAUUCCCUUUCUUGGCUAAAGAGUAGUUUAUUGGAUUGCCCUGUGGAAUCCCUGGUAUCAGUGAGGGCCCGUCAUUUCUUUGAAGUCCUGGACAUGAGUUGGCAAUAAAUUUUUUUUGCACUAUUUUUCAUAUUGAUCCAUCUAGCUGAUUAGGCAGCAGCAAUGACACGCUCAGUAGUUGUGUCAGAUGAGUAAAGCAUAAGGAUGAGGCUGCCAGCCCUGGCUUCAGGAAAGGCACUACAAAAAGAGUAAGUAGAACUGUGAGCUAACUCAAGUGGGAAGGGGCCUCUGAAGUUUUCUAAUCUAACUUCCUGCCCAAAGCAGGGCCAGCUCAGAACUCAAACCUGCUUACUUAGGGCUUUAUCCAGCCAAGUCUUGUAAAACUGAAGAUGACAGAGCCUUCAAAACCUUUGGAGGCAAUUUGUUCCGUGGCUUGGCUGUAUUAAUGGUGGGAAGAUUUUCCCUUCUAUCCUGUUUUGACCCUCUUUUGCUUACAACCUUUCUCACUGGAAGAGCCUGGCUGUCUUACUGCCAACCUCCUCAUAGGUAUGGGCAGGCUGCUUGCAGGUCCCUUGAAGCCUUUUCUUUUCCAAGCUGAAGAAGCCCGGUUCCGUCGGUCUGUUAUUGUAAAACGUGUAACUACAACAUAGUGUGGUGACUGUUGCCAGGCUCUCAUCUCAGGUGCUACAUCCAGAAAGAAGAUUCUAAAUGGAAAUGAUGUAAAGCAUCUAAAGGUGUAAGAGCACCGAAAUCUUUAACAGCAAAGGACACUUAAAACCAUAUCUGUGGGAUGGUGCUGCUGCUAAUCUCACUGCCGAAGUUGUCCUUUAUCCCCUUGUUAAUGUAAGUUUGGAUUUGGCAUGGUGAAGGCAAAUGCAGCUUACAUUGUGUCCUUAACUGUGCAUGUAGAUUUACCAUCGGUCUCCUAUUGCUCUUCUAAAUGUAUAACUUAGUGGUAGAUUCUCAUCUGUGCUUAAAAACCUGUACAACACUACAGUGAAUUACCAAUGUAUUUUUAGGCUUGAAAGUUUAACGUAAGUUAUGUUAAAUCCUUCAGUGUCAGAGCUUGAGUCCGUGUGCUUAUGUGUUUAUUACUAACAUAACUACUGGAAUAUUUAUUGAUUCAAGUUAAAUCACAGUCAUUUUCAACAAAUGUUUACAAGCAUUGGGUGAAGUGGGAGAAUGUCUGGUAUACACUUACCACUUCAUAUUCCAUAUUAUUUGGAUAUUGUUAUUGUUGUAUAUUGUUGGGUGAGCACUGCAGAAUACUUACAUACUGUACUGAAGAUUAAAGCUUGCAAGUCUUCUGUUUGGAUAGUUAUGAAAACUUUUAAAGUUAUAUUUUGUAACCGUGUACAUCUUGAAUGUGUUCCUAAACCUCCUACUUCAUAAACACCAUAGUUUUCUGAGUACCACCUACUUUUUCAUGGUUAUAAGCUUCCACCACAUCACCUAGUAUUUGGAUAGUUGUAGGUAGACUGUGUUCCACUGCAGUUACUAGUUCCCCAUCACUGCUUGUCCAGUAAUUAACUGCUAAAGGUGACACUUCCUGCAAAACUUCUCUGAAAUGUUGGGUUCUUCUUCAAAUGGCUGCAUUCACCACCUCUGACCCAUGUUUUAACCCUGCAGAGGGUUCUUUGACAGACAGAGCUGAGAAUGAUUCUUGGGCUUCUUGUUCAGCAUCUCCUCAAGAGAAGAGAAAAAUAAUUGUACCUGACUUUUUGGUUCCUGUUUUUAGUUAAUUACUUUCUGUUCAGAACCAUCAAGGAAGGAAAGAUUUCUUUACCCUCACUUGCUUUCCGUGGUGAGAGAUUGCCUUUUUUUACCCCUGCAAAGUUAGAGUGUAGAUCAUUUGACCUACUCUCUAAGGGAUAAAGUUACCCUAUAGCCAUUAUUAUUUAGUCACUUUCCACUUAGUAAAAACUUCAGCUUUAGCUACAGUUCAAGCAGCAUAUUUUAGAUACGUGUGCAACUCCUGAAUAACCACUCGGGCAACUUCAAGGAAGAGAAAAGUUUUUAUUAUAGAGGGGAGGGGCGAAAGAUUCAAAUAAGUUACUUUGACAUUCAGAAGAGAUACCCAGAAAAAGAGCAAGGCACUUUAAGUUGAGCACAGUAUGAGCUAAUACUUUAGUGGUGAGUUUCAUGAAGGACAGCAAUAAUUCUCACUGUAAAUAAGCUGCAGCAGUCUAUGAAAGCAGUGCAGUAGUACUUCAGCCACCACCUUUUCCCCACAGCAAUAUGCUGGACGUCCAAUGCAUUUCACAAUAGUGUCAAAGAGCAAGACAUAAAUAUACAUGAAAAACGUCAAGCAUGCAAACUCUUUCAUGGUACUUUUCUUUGGAUUUACACUUCAGAGCAGGCCCCUUUGAAUACAGUUUGCAUGUAGUUUUUACCUCAAAUGGAGCGAAAGCCUCAGUGAGUACGACCAAAAUCAAUACAGAGAAGGUACAGUAAUCUACUUUGCAUCAGCAGAUGUGUUUCACUUUGAAUUCCCAUUUUCAUUUUACACACUUACAAAAAAAAGCCAGCCAACUGAGACAGAAUUCAUCAGAAAGCCAGCUUCAGCAACCUUCCAAGCUAUCUGAGGGCUGAUAGCUCCAGACGAUACUUGAUGUUAAUCCAUUGUUCUCUUGUCUAGUAUACUCAGGAAGCGAAUAUUCUAUGACUUUGUGCAACUGACUGCGAAUGCGGUGGCUUAAAAACUGAUGCCUGCCAGGGUCACCAAUCAGCACUUCAGUUCGUUGUAUCCUGAUGCAUUUCCUCAGCCAGUGAUGCAGACCAUCAGCAAGCUGUUCAUCGUAAAACAUAUCUCCUAGAACAAUGAGGUCCCAGUUGCCAGCCUCUGAGUUUAUGAUGUUCUUAAUGGCGAUGGGGAAGGGAUUCAGGUGGUUCAGUUCACAGUUCAAGAUCAUUGCCAUUCCUGCAACUGAAAAAAAGACAAAGUAAAAUGAACGGUAUAUUUUUGGAUUUUGCCAUUCACCCCCCUUAUAAAUUUCCUUGACACAUCUUUCAA
Messenger RNA from Strigops habroptila (Kakapo), 7362 nucleotides. RefSeq names its product antagonist of mitotic exit network 1 homolog (gene AMN1). NCBI's taxonomy places the organism in Eukaryota, Metazoa, Chordata, Aves, Psittaciformes, Psittacidae. The coding region runs from base 1866 to 2564 and encodes 232 amino acids. The transcript has 6 exons. Gene Ontology annotation, cellular component: SCF ubiquitin ligase complex. Gene Ontology annotation, molecular function: protein binding. Gene Ontology annotation, biological process: SCF-dependent proteasomal ubiquitin-dependent protein catabolic process. The record is from RefSeq and is a predicted model, not a curated record.